Molecule: messenger RNA, 451 nt
Organism: Microtus ochrogaster (prairie vole)
Lineage: Eukaryota; Metazoa; Chordata; Mammalia; Rodentia; Cricetidae
Product: histone H2A.V-like
Exons: 2
Coding region: 1-444 (147 amino acids)
Source: RefSeq, a predicted model, not a curated record
AUGCCGGAUCUGCGAGAGCAACAGUGGGCGUCGCAGGAUGGCAGUGGACAUCGUGUGGCUGAGAUCACAGCAGGAGGCAAAGCUGGGGGAGAAAGUGGGAAAGCCAAGGCUAAGCCAGUGUCCUGCUCACAGAGAGCUAGCCUCCAGUUUCCUGUGGGCCAGAUCCACAGACACUUGAAGACUCGCACCACAAGCCAUGGACGGGUGGGAGCCACUGCUGCUGUGUACAGUGCAGUGAUUCUCACAGCUGAGGUGCUGGAGUUGGCAGGUAAUGCUUCCAAGGAUCUCAAAGUAAAGCGCAUUACUCCAUGGCACCUGCAGCUUGCAAUCCGAGGAGAUGAAGAUCUGGAUUCACUCAUCAAGGCUACCAUAGCUGGGGGAGAUGUGAUCCCACACAUCCACAAAUCUCUGAUUGGAAAGAAGGGACAGCAGAAAACUGCUUAGGAAGUGA